Molecule: messenger RNA, 345 nt
Organism: Paraglomus occultum
Lineage: Eukaryota; Fungi; Glomeromycota; Glomeromycetes; Paraglomerales; Paraglomeraceae
Source: the annotation of a GenBank genome assembly
AUGCGGGCACGGAGAAAGUGGCUGAGACUUAAGCUUUCAACACGUUACAGUGUGAAGGAACAAGUGAAAUGGAUAGCGUUUGAUGACUUACCGACAUUCGGUAACAGGCCGUCAUUGUUUCGAUGGGAUGGAGGAAAUGAGGAUUCGCACGCCACAAGAUAUACAAACUGCAUCCGAAACGAUUUUCUCGGUGCAGAUUACCUCAACGGAUACGAAGUGAAUGAUGUACACGCAAACAAAAAUUACUGGAAGACUCAAUAUCUCCAGGGUACAACAAAUGUCGUUAUCUUUGAACAAAUAGGCGCUUUAAUGGAGCAAGACGUGACAAUCAACGUAAUAGAGUAG